AAGAAGAUGGAUAUGACAAUGAAGACAGAUAUAGCGAUGAAGACGAAUAUGAUGACAAGGCACCAACAGAGGCACCAACAGAAGCACCAACGAAAGCACCAACGGAAGCACCAACGGAAGCACCAAUUAAAGUAAAAGCAGAACAUAUCGAUGUUAAUGAUUCAAACAAAGAUACCAAUGGGAA
Molecule: messenger RNA, 184 nt
Organism: Cetraspora pellucida
Lineage: Eukaryota; Fungi; Glomeromycota; Glomeromycetes; Diversisporales; Gigasporaceae
Source: the annotation of a GenBank genome assembly